UCAAUUUGAGGGCCCGAGACAGAGGGUGGCGGCCGAGCGCACAGCGAGUCCGCCGAGUCUGGGAAGUGGUGCCGCGGCCGCGCGGGGCGGGCGGCGAGCGGAGCCGGCCAGAACGGGCCGGGCAGCGGCCGCCGCCGUCCCCGGGCGUGCGGGCGGCGCGGGCAGGAGGAUGGAGCUGAAUUCCUUGCUGAUCCUGCUGGAGGCGGCCGAGUACCUGGAGCGCAGGGACCGAGAGGCCGAGCACGGCUACGCCUCAGUGCUGCCCUUCGACGGCGACUUCGCCAGGAAGAAAACAAAGGCGGCCGGCCUGGUGCGCAAGGCCCCGAACAACAGGUCUUCACACAACGAGCUAGAAAAGCACAGACGAGCCAAACUCAGGCUCUACCUGGAACAGCUCAAGCAGCUGGUGCCCCUGGGCCCUGACAGCACCCGCCACACCACGCUGAGCCUCCUGAAGCGUGCCAAGGUGCACAUCAAGAAACUGGAGGAGCAGGACCGCCGGGCACUGAGCAUCAAGGAGCAGCUGCAGCGCGAGCAUCGCUUCCUGAAGCGGCGCCUGGAGCAGCUGUCAGUGCAGAGCGUGGAGCGCGUGCGCACAGAUAGCACAGGCUCUGCUGUCUCCACGGAUGACUCCGAGCAAGAAGUGGACAUAGAGGGCAUGGAGUUUGGUCCCGGUGAGCUGGACAGUGUUGGCAGCAGCAGUGACGUGGAUGACCACUACAGCCUGCAGAGUGGUGGCAGCAGCGACGGUGGCUAUGGGCCCCAUUGCCGGCGGCCUGGCCGCCCUGGCCUCUUGUAGGCCCUGUGCCCUCUGCUCCUGGCCUGCCCACCUGCCCAGCCAAGCGUGUCAGCCCUCCAGGCCUCCCUCAACUGACGUCAGCCUUGCCACAGGCCCACCACUGUACCAUUCUGGAAGCUCCAGCUGCUGCCUGGGCUGCCCGCCUCUGCCCACUCACUGGUCAGGGACUGCUGAGCCACCCGACCCUCCCAGAUGGGCAGGGCCCUCUGCAGGGAGGCAGGGCCUAGUUCCUGCGUUCCAGAGCCCAGCGUAGCCACCCAUGGUCUGUUCUCAGAUUCCUAAGCAUUCCAGAAGUAUUAAAUGUCAUUGCUGCAAACUUCGGCGGGCGCCGUGUGAGGGGCUUAAUGACCACCACAGGGAGCUCAGACCCCAACCCUGGAUCCCAGGAGAAAGGACCGAGGAAGGAAGGAAGGAAGGAAGGCGAGGCUGUCUGUCUGUCCGCCCGUCCGUCCGUCCGUCUGUUGGUCCACGCAGGCUCUUGAAGCGUGGAUGGAGGGAUCCACGAAGGGCGGGACUUGGGUGAGCACCUGAGGCAGGUGGGCAGAUGGGGGCCUUCCUGCCCUGCAGGCAUAGGAGCCAGGGCUGGGCCAUGCCACCCCUAGCUGGGGAGAUCCUGAUCUGGUAGGACUGUCAGAUGCACACAUGCACGCGCCUAGGCACACGCGCUUGUGUACACGCUCACACACGCAGACACAUGGGCAUCCAGAGGCCACAUGUUCUAAGGAGGUUGGCCUUUGGAGGUCAUCUGGGCAAAUGCUGGCCCCUGGUCUGCACUCGACUCCCCCUGCAACUUCCAGCUCACCCGCACCUUCCUGGUCUACACAGGACAGGGAGCUUCCCUUCCUGCAGAGGCCGGGGUGAGCUAGAGGCUGGUGAGUUGAAACCACUGGGUCCUCAGGGAGCAUUUUCAUCUCCCUUUAGAGAAAUAAAAUGCUGUACUGCCCAGCAGCCUACACAGGGGUCCAGGAGUCCCUUGGAGAGGGGGCUUCCUCAUGAGUUCUGCCGUGUCUGCCUCAGCUGGCAGAGGCUUUUUCCAAAAAACAAAACAGAAAUGUUUUUGAAAACAAAAAAGCUAUAAAGACUCUAGGCCAAGGGAUGUUAGCGUGCGCCGCCUCUAUUUCCUGUACGAGAUUUUUGUACUCUAUUUUCCUAGCUGUUGUUACAUCCUUGUUUGCUGAGGGGUGGGAGCGACCCAGCUUCUCAGGGACCCAUCCCUCCAUCAUGUUGUCAUAGUGUGCCUUGUGUCCCAUAUCUGGCCCUGCCCCCACCACCAGCACAUCCCUGUGGCUCAUAGGACACCCCCAGCCUUCCCAUCACGUGUCCCCCACAGUGGGCAGCCCCUCCCAGCAUCCGGGCUUCCUGGGAGUGACCCAGCCAGGCCUGUGUGGGCAUAUGGCUGCUUUCUGCCACCAGCUGGAGAGGCCAUGAUCUGGCUCCAAAUUUCAUCCUCUCCAGCAGCUGGCAGGGGCCUGCUGUGCAGCCUGGGGACAGCAGACCACCUAUGAGGGCUUGCUUGCUAACCAGAGAAAUAGAUUCUCAUCUGCUACCUGACUCAAGCCCCUGUUCCCUGGCUGAGGGCAAGGGCUCCAGGUCUCAAACACUGGUAGCAGAUGAAGACCCUGGGUGGUGCAGGCCUGGCAAUAGGAGUCUUCUGCUGGCCUUGCAUUUAUAAAGUCCUUUAUUCCUGGGGACCAUGCAGCAAUACUUAGGUGGUGGGCGUGAGGCUGGCCCACAGCAGUGCCUGCUACCUUCUCUGGUGCAUCUGUAACCAAUUUCCGAAUCUUGGGGAAAAUGUGUGUUUAUUUUCAGCCAUGUGGAUGGACAUCCCAGAGUGGGUGGCUUACUGAGGCAGGAAGCUCCCUUGAAACAGCUCUGGCACAGAACCUGCCCUACAGGCACUUGGGACAAGAGGCCCAGAGAGAGAACAGGCUUGUGGGGCGGGUGCAUGGAGGUGGGGAGACUGUCCAAAUGUCCUUCCGGCUGCAUGGGAAGGGGCUGUUCCUGCUGGCCCAAGUCUGCCCACCAUGCCUGCGCUCCCAGCACCUCUGAGAGUGCUUGCUUCUGGGCACCAGGACAGUCCAUGCUCUCCAUUCUUGAAGUAUCAGCUCCCCUUGCCACCUUCUAACACCUGGGAGUGUUUGCUCCCACCUCUGGACAACAGAAUCCAACAAGGUGACCAGUAGUGGCCUCCCUCAGCCAACCUUCCUGGCAGCUCAGCCGUGGCUUUUCAGGCUGCGGUUCCUGGGUGGACAGGGGAGCUGACAAGGGAGUCAGCUGCUCCUCCCUGCCCCCGACAGGUGUGUGUGCUGUGGCCCACGGGGUCAGGGCUGGUGCUAAGAGUUAUUCACAUCUACUCCUCCCCAGCUCCCUGCCAUUUGCACAGGUUGGCCAUUACUUGUGGCCAUGGGGGCACAGGGCUGUUGUAGUGUCUGUAAAAAGCAACCGGGACCAGGACAGGGCACUAGGGUGCCUGUGCCCUCUGCAUGUGCCCUCUUGGCCCACAUGUGCCGCUGUGGUGCUCGGUGGCUGAUAUUCUGGAACCCUAGGCUCAAGUUUGGAUCCCCCUCUCUUCCCGGGAAGUGACCCCACAUGCCAGGCCCUCAAUAUCCUGGUAUAGGCCUGGCUGGCAGAGGAGGAGCUGCAGGGGGCUUUGCCUGCACGAGGACCCAGGGGCUGCCUCUAGCCCCAGUCUUAGUGGCAGUGCUGAGGCCUGUGUUCCUGGGUGGUGGAGCCACACACCAGGCGGUAGCCUGCCCUCCUGUCUGCCCUGGUCAUCUCCUUCCCACUGGACUGGGCAGCCCCCGCCCCUGCCUGUCUCUGGGUCAGCUAACCUGGGGCCCCCUGCCCACAGCCUGCUCGGAAGAUCCUGACCCCGACUGCAGGGCACCCCUGGGGCCCAUGUCUGGGGUACUAGGGCAGGUUCUGUGCCAGAUUUCUGGGGCCACUUGAGGCCUGGUGCUGGCGUGGUGGGCGCGCUGGAGUGGGAAAUGGGCCCCACCCCCUGCCCACUGCUGGGGCAGUGCUGUGUCAUUCUGUCAUUGUAAUAUAAAUACAGAUUUUUAUACCUCA
Molecule: messenger RNA, 3868 nt
Organism: Microcebus murinus (gray mouse lemur)
Lineage: Eukaryota; Metazoa; Chordata; Mammalia; Primates; Cheirogaleidae
Gene: MXD4
Product: MAX dimerization protein 4
Biological process (GO): regulation of transcription by RNA polymerase II
Molecular function (GO): protein dimerization activity; RNA polymerase II cis-regulatory region sequence-specific DNA binding; DNA-binding transcription factor activity, RNA polymerase II-specific
Source: RefSeq, a predicted model, not a curated record